This is a messenger RNA of Vanessa atalanta (red admiral), 888 nucleotides long. RefSeq names its product cytoplasmic dynein 2 light intermediate chain 1. The record is from RefSeq and is a predicted model, not a curated record. The transcript is spliced from 4 exons. Lineage: Eukaryota; Metazoa; Arthropoda; Insecta; Lepidoptera; Nymphalidae. The coding region runs from base 1 to 888 and encodes 295 amino acids. Gene Ontology annotation, cellular component: ciliary basal body; axoneme; cytoplasmic dynein complex. Gene Ontology annotation, biological process: intraciliary transport involved in cilium assembly; intraciliary retrograde transport. Gene Ontology annotation, molecular function: dynein heavy chain binding.
AUGUCAAUACCAGAUAUAGCCGCACAAAUGGUGAAAAAUGAUUCUUUGAAAUCAAGUGAAGAUAAUGCGCGUACUAUUAUUUUGGUCGGAAGUAAAUCAGUGGGAAAAUCUAAUUUGUUGCACAGCUUUCUUGACAAAACUGAAACAACAAGAGAAACAUUAGUACUAGAGUAUUCGUUUGGUAGAAAAUCUUCUCAGAAGCAAAGUAUUGACAAAACUAUUUGCCACGUCUGGGAAUAUGGCGGCAAAUUGGAAAUGUUAAAAGACGUUUUAAUGUCUAUUCCAAUUGAUGGAAAAUUCUUCUACUGCGUUAUGGUAGAUUUAAGCAAAAUUAAAGCAAUAUGGAAUACGUUGGAAACAUGCAUUAAAGCCAUCAAAGAAAAAUAUAAUGAACCGUCGGAUGAUCUCGAGUUGAUAAUUAUUGGAGGGAAAUACGACAUUUUUAAAAAUUAUGAUAGUGAAAUCAAAAAAAUAAUAUGUACAACCAUGAGGAGUGUUUCUUUGGUUUACAAAGCUAAUUUAUUAUUUUAUUCUUUAAAAGAAUCUAACUUACUCAGAAAAGCCAAGGAAAUGUUGUAUACCAUUGGGUUUGGUAAUAAUGUACCUCUCAAAGAAAAGAAUUCAAAUUAUAUGAAGCCUUUAGUAAUACCUAAGGGGUCAGAUUCAUGGGAGAGUAUCGGUGUUUCAGAGUCUACCCUGGAACAUAUAAAAGCACGCCAUUUAUCUCGUAUUAGUUCAGAAACAGAAAUAAAAGCAGAAGUAAAAACCAUUCAACGUAGCCACCCAGAACCUAUAUUGGACUCCUUAGCAGCCCUUAAAUACGAAGAAUUAAGAAACAUGGAAUCAUAUGACUCUUCCAUCGAUGAUUACUUAAUUUUAUUACGAUAA